Molecule: messenger RNA, 1449 nt
Organism: Macrosteles quadrilineatus (aster leafhopper)
Lineage: Eukaryota; Metazoa; Arthropoda; Insecta; Hemiptera; Cicadellidae
Exons: 2
Coding region: 1-1449 (482 amino acids)
Source: RefSeq, a predicted model, not a curated record
AUGGAAAACGCAUGGACGAUUCUUUCUCAGGAAGCAAAAGCACCUAAGGGCGUUCUCACAGACGAGUUCGUUAUGAAGUACGCUAAGGAGCUCGACUGGGGUCUCCUAUCCGAAAACUACGAUUUCAGCAUCGACAUGUUACGCACGUAUUUCCAUCGCGUAAACUGGUAUGCCAUACUGAAGAGGACAAAGUUCGAUGAGAGCUUCCUCCGGGAAAUGGCUAUCAACUUUAACGAGUGCUGCGGUGUGGUGAAGAGCGAAUACCGCUCUAUCAUGCCGGUGUCUGAACUCAAUUUCAACACUCCAAAUAAUUACACGGUUUUUAAACUCGAUCACGGUGACACGUUUUACGAUUCAGGAAUACAAUUUCACAUUUGUGGUAAAGUCAUCAAGAAAUCUGACGGGGCUGCUUAUGCCGAUAAAACAAACAUCAAACUCAUAGACAAUUUCGUACCGUUUCUGUUUACUCGAAUUGAACUCAAGAAACACAACACCACAAUCGACACUGUCGACUAUCCUGGUGUCACAAGCACGGUCAAGGGAAUCCUCAACUAUUCCAGUUCGAACAAGAACUCUUUAGCAAACUGUGGUUUCGUAUCCACGUUCACUGGUGGAGGCAACUUCGAAGUAAUCGGUACCCUUGCACACCUCGGUCUCGGCUUCUUCGAUCAUCUACGGUAUCCUAUGUACAAAGGCGGAUUCGAAGUCGUAUUCACCCGUGCUGAAGAUAACGAUGCACUAUUUGUUUGGAAAGGAUCAGCCGCAACAGAUACAAUACCAGAGGACGGAAAAGUCGAAAUCAAAUCUUUCGUUCUUCGAGUUCCGUUAGUCGAGUAUACGGCCACCAGCAAGAUUCAAUUGAUCGAUGGGUUGACCCGUUUGAGUGAUCAUAGCAAAUUGGUAUACAACUAUUACCAGUGGCAGUGUAUUGAAAAGAAAGGUGUUUUCGGGGCCUCAUUCAACUUCGAUAUCACUAACGUUUAUAGAAAUGUAUACAACCCGAAAUUUGUCAUUGUGGGGUUGCAAACUAGCCGUUGGAAUGACCAGAAGAAAAUUCCCUCCCGUUUUGAUAGUUGCAACAUAAAAAAUGUCGCAGUGAAAAUAAACGGAGAACGUUAUCCUCAAGAAAUGCAGAACAUACACAUCACUGAAGGCAAAUGGAGACUGUUAUACGAACAGUUGGUCAGAUAUCGUCUGGUGAACUUUGGAGACACCAAUGUGUUCGUAUCUCCUUCAGAGUUCAAGAAUGAUUAUCCACUGUUGGUGAUAGACACUCAUCUCCACCCAAUGAGCACAGAUCGCUCGAGAAGUGACAUCCAGAUUGAGUUAGAUUUCGUAAAUGCUAUCGCGACUGCGCAAGCCGAUGCCGGAACAACAGCAUACGUAGUCGUGGUCUCUGAAACUGGAUUCAGUUAUGACAUUUCAAGAAACAUCAUUAGACAACUGUAA